AUGUUGUUCUGGAGACGGCUUAUUCAUGUAACUUUUACUGGUUUAUUACCGCGAUUUUUGCUUCUUGAUCAACACAUGCAGUCGCGUAUAAUUUUAUUGAUCACUCAAGUAUCUGACGUUGUAUUAACGACACAAAGUUUAUGUCACGCCGAAAAUGGUCUCAGUCCAAAACAAAUUCUGUUUUGUCAAAGACAUUUGGAUAUAAUGCCGUUUAUUCGAUUUGGAACAAAUUUAGCAUUGGAAGAAUGUAGAACACAAUUUAAAAAUCGUCAUUGGAACUGUAGUCUAUUCUAUGAACAAAAACAAAUUGAAAAUAUACUCGAUUCAGGCACAAAAGAAUCGGCAUAUGUUCAUGCAAUUACGGCAGCCGGCAUCGCCUAUGCCAUAACAAAAGCGUGUUCAACGGGUAGACUGGCAUCAUGUGGUUGUGAUAUGUCGUUACAAAGUAAAAGUGAUGGAACGACAAAAUGGUCAGGAUGUUCAGAUAACGUUUUAUUCGGAUCAGAAAUUGCAAGAAAAUUUGUGAAUUUAAGAGAAAGACCAAUGAAGAAUAAAACGAGUCUGUUAAAUAUUCAUAAUAAUCAAGCAGGAAUUAAGACGGUUCAAAGUGAAGUUGAUCGUCAAUGUAAAUGUCAUGGUGUCUCUGGUUCAUGUGAAUUUAAGACAUGUUGGCGUUCACUGAGACCAUUUCAUCGUAUUGGCAAUCAAUUAAAAGAAAAGUAUGACGAUGCCAUUGAAGUUCGUUUACAUCAUAGCAAGAAUAAAUUACGUUUAAUAGCCCGUAAUUCACCAUACGAAAGUCAAACAAAAUCGGAUCUUGUCUAUUUGAAUCAAAGUCCAAAUUAUUGUGAAAGAAAUGUUACGUAUGGUUCAUUUGGUACCUAUGGACGUUUAUGUAAUCGUAGUUCUCGGGCAAUUGAUGGUUGUGAAUUAUUAUGUUGCAAUCGUGGUUAUCAAUCACAAAUUGUUACUUAUCGUGAUAAAUGCAAUUGCCGUUUUACAUUUUGUUGUACAAUUACAUGUCAAGAAUGUAUUCAAACAAAAGAGAUUAGUCGAUGUUUAUAA
This is a messenger RNA of Didymodactylos carnosus, 1065 nucleotides long. The record is from the annotation of a GenBank genome assembly. Lineage: Eukaryota; Metazoa; Rotifera; Eurotatoria; Philodinida; Philodinidae.